Messenger RNA from Cladocopium goreaui, 582 nucleotides. The record is from the annotation of a GenBank genome assembly. Lineage: Eukaryota; Dinophyceae; Suessiales; Symbiodiniaceae.
AUGCUGAAAGGGAUAGAUGAAAUGCAUUUCACCCCAGAUCUGGUCGUUCCCGAGGGUUGCGAGUGUGUUCUGCUCGUUUGCUCCAAGCCCAAGCGUGGGAUGACCUACGAUGUCAUUGACUCCGGCGGAGGCAUUGUGCUGGGGAUGGAGGACUCGUUCGAGGCAACUCCAGUACCACGACGGAAACUGCUGACCCCCAACAAGGUCUUGCUGGGUCAGUGUGUUCGUACCCAACAAUCAUUCCCAUCGCAGACAUCCACUGAAAUUACGUUUGAGAUCUUGAACGCCGAUCAUGCGGUGUUCGCAAAGCUUACAUAUGAACCGCGACAAGGAAGAGAUGACAAGGUCUUCAUUGAAACAAUCAGCCAGAAGUUUCUCUUUUUCGGAUCUAUCCAGCACCAGACCUUGAAUCUCACUGACUUCUGUGGCAAACUACUUGCUACAACGGAGCCGGUCACACAGCAGGGCCCGCAUGGUGAACCACCUGGAAGCCUACUGCGUCUCAGGGUUGCACCUUUGGCUGAUGUUGGACUAGUUCUGUGCAGCUUGAUGUGUAUUCAACACAUUUCACCAGGAUGGUGA